Molecule: messenger RNA, 2191 nt
Organism: Procambarus clarkii (red swamp crayfish)
Lineage: Eukaryota; Metazoa; Arthropoda; Malacostraca; Decapoda; Cambaridae
Gene: MetRS-m
Product: Methionyl-tRNA synthetase, mitochondrial
Biological process (GO): methionyl-tRNA aminoacylation
Molecular function (GO): ATP binding; methionine-tRNA ligase activity
Source: RefSeq, a predicted model, not a curated record
GUACCUAGUGUGUGUGUGUACGAAGUAGUAGUGGCGGCCCGGAGCAGGUCAGGGAAGGUCUUCAGUGUUUAUCACAGGAAGAAACGAAUACCCUGACAUUUGAGUCUACAAAAAGAUGCUGACAUAAACAUCGAUAUUCUUCAAGAUAUAUUUUCUUCAUAUUAAUCAAAAUGAAGAUGUAACUUUCUCCAUUGUUUCCAGUGCAGUAAAGAAAUAUUAAAGUAAUCUUUCCGAAGCUGAAUGAGAAGUGUUGUCUAAUGAUUAAAGUAAAUUAAUGCUUGUUUAAUGCAGCAUUUUGUAGGAGGAUAAAAUGAUUCCGAUGAAAUUAACUAGAUUACCCACACUAGCAGCCAACUCAUUCAGGUGCUCAUUAGGAAAAAUAAGUAGGUAUGGAGUUAAAGGAAAAACAAGAAUGGUUUGGUGUGCUAGAAAUAUUUCAAGUGAAACAAAUGAGAGUAAAGGCUUCUUCAUUACAACGCCAAUAUUUUAUGUGAAUGCACAGCCACAUAUUGGGCAUCUAUACUCAGCACUUCUUGCUGAUGCUGCAUUCAGGUUCCAGCUUUUGCAAGGAGUACCGACAGAAUCAAUAAUUUUUUCUACGGGUACAGAUGAACAUGGUUUGAAGAUCCAGCAGGCUGCUGCUCUAAGUGGAUGUGAUCCAUUUCAAUUUUGUACCAGUGUUUCUGACAAAUUUAAAACUCUCUUUGACUUGGCAAAUAUUCAGUAUACACAAUACAUUCGCACAUCAGAGGAGAGACAUAAAUAUGCUGUAAAGCAUUUUUUUAGUACCUUAAUGGAGAUGGGUCACAUAUAUCGUGGUAACUACAGUGGAUGGUACUGUGUUUCAGAUGAGGCAUUUCUAACAGAUGCACAAGUACAUGAGGUGACACUUUCAUCUGGUGAGAAAAGGCUUGUAAGUGCUGAGAGUGGUCACUUGGUUGAAUGGAACACUGAGGAAAAUUACAUGUUUAGGUUAUCAAAGUUUCAGAGUGAUUUACAGUAUUGGUUGAAGGAUGAAAACCGAGUGCGGCCAAAGAUAUAUCAUCAACAGUUGCAGAGAUGGGUAAAUGACGACCUUCAGGACCUCUCUGUAUCAAGACCUAGUACUCGUGUUUCUUGGGGAAUACCAGUUCCUGGUGACGAAUUGCAGACAGUCUAUGUUUGGGUGGACGCCCUCAUUAACUACCUCACAGUCUCAGGGUACCCUGAAUUAACUUUAUGGCCACCUGAUGUUCAGAUACUUGGCAAAGAUAUAUUACGCUUCCAUGGUAUUUACUGGCCUGCACUUUUGCUCAGUAUGGGAUUGGAACCACCACGUUUUCUUCUAUGCCAUUCCCACUGGACAGUUGAGGGAGAAAAAAUUAGUAAGUCACUUGGGAAUGUAGUGUGUCCUCAGGACUACAUGAAGCUGUAUUCAGCUGAUGGAUUGCGGUAUUUAUUAUUGAGAUUGGGCACACCACAUUCUGACAACAAUUGGAGUGAAUCAAGUGCAAUACAUAUGCUUAAUGUUGAACUUGCAGACACUUUGGGAAAUCUUCUUAAUCGUUGCACAGCUCCAGUCCUAAAUCCAAGUCAGCAAAUGCCCCCACUCAACUCUCAGUAUCUUGAAGAGAUGUCAUUAACAGGACAGAAGUUGGUAGAACAGCUAGUUGAUCUUCCUGGUGCAGUUGGAAAACAUUAUUCUGAUUUUAACUUCCAUCGUGGCAUAGAUGUGAUAAUGUCAGUGGCUCGUCAAGCUAAUGCUUUUAUUCAGGAAGAAAAGCCAUGGGAGCUUAAAAACCUUCCUGAUCGCACCAAAUUAGACUCUGUGCUACGGAUUGCUUUGGAGUCUGUGCGGGUGUCUGGUGUGGCUUUGCAGCCAAUUGUUCCCACCUUAGCCUCUCAAAUUUUAGACACUUUAGGAGUACCAUUUCAUAGGAGAUCUUGGACCAGUUUACAAGAAGGUUUCAGAGAUCCCCAGCACAGUCACUUACAUGAUUCUUAUAAUUUGGGACUUCGAAAACAACUGUUCACUAAAAUCAGACUUUAAUAAUUGUAUUACUUUGUUAUUUUUAAGCUGUUGGUUAUUAAAAUAAAAUUCCUUGGCAUAAAAUAAAACUACGAAUUUAAUACUGAAUUAUGUUGAUACAGUAAAUAAAACCUUAUAAAAACUAAGCAAACGACAAAAAUGUUAAAUAAAUACUUAAGAACA